AUGUCUAGUCUCCGAACCUGCUCUGAACCUGGCUGCAACGAAACAUUUACCAAGUUCGUCGACUUCAAGAGACACGAGGCCGCACAUUCAGUAAAGGGGUACAUCUGCACCUGGCCCGGGUGUGACUUUGCGACAAUGAUUGCAUCUAGCUAUGAAAUCCAUUAUGCUAAACAUACGGGCGAGAAACGCUACGUCUGUCCCAACGAUGGUUGUGACUACAAGACUCACGACCCUGCUCUCUUCACGCGCCACCGCCAGAAAAAACAUGGGUACGUCCCUCAGGCGCGCGGUCGUGGUGCCCCCUCCGCAAAAGGGUCCAGCGGGACCAAGUCAUCGUCCCAGCCCCCGGCACAGCCUCCCCCUGCGCAGCCCGUGCAGCCACAACCCAUACCACCCCGACACACGCCAUUCUACCCCACCCCAUACAAACCCCAACCCACUCAAUACCAGCCUCCCCCACCUGUCUACAACCCGUCGUUGGGAGUCUUCUACGACUCAGGAGAUACCGCGGACGACUAUACCAUGUAUACCAGUCCCGCCAGGGCUCCCAAUGGGUGGACUGAGGGAUAUACACUCUUUUAUCCAUGUAACAAGAAUAAGGCCUUACUGCAUGCAGCACACCGCGCCAUUUUCACCUGGCCAGAAGCAAACCUUGGCACGUCAAGUCUGCGACUCUGCGCUUCUUCUGCGGUCGACCUCUAGUCACUCGUUUCGAUUCCUAUCAACUUUUUAUCGCUCCAUGCCCAUAGUACCUAGGGUGCAAGAAGGAGUUACUAGUCCCCAGUGUUGUUAUUAACCCGGGUUAUAACUGAAUAGGUUAUAACUGUUAAUUACUUCAAAGUGCUAGCUACUCUGAGUCGUCAAUAACGAUUGAACUCGAUGGACUAUUUCCCAUGCCUGAUGACUCCCCUGGGACAUUCCUAC
Messenger RNA from Suillus subalutaceus, 924 nucleotides. RefSeq lists its product as uncharacterized. Gene Ontology annotation, molecular function: DNA-binding transcription factor activity, RNA polymerase II-specific; RNA polymerase II cis-regulatory region sequence-specific DNA binding. Gene Ontology annotation, cellular component: transcription regulator complex; PcG protein complex. The record is from RefSeq and is a predicted model, not a curated record. Gene Ontology annotation, biological process: regulation of transcription by RNA polymerase II. Bases 1 to 702 code for a protein of 233 amino acids. The transcript is spliced from 9 exons. Lineage: Eukaryota; Fungi; Basidiomycota; Agaricomycetes; Boletales; Suillaceae.